Messenger RNA from Trametes versicolor FP-101664 SS1, 627 nucleotides. Its product is annotated as kinase-like protein. NCBI's taxonomy places the organism in Eukaryota, Fungi, Basidiomycota, Agaricomycetes, Polyporales, Polyporaceae. The annotation marks the transcript as partial. The record is from RefSeq and is a predicted model, not a curated record. The transcript has a single exon.
GUAAUCGUGAAAUACGGACGACGCGUGUACAAGUCCGAAGCCCUCGCGAUGCAACUCGUGCGCGACGCCACCACUGUUCCUCUGCCGAGCGUUCACGCAUAUUUCUCCGAGCCCGCCACCGACGCGCAAGAACGCUGUGGAUACCUCGUUAUGGAGAAGGUCCCCGGGAUCCCUCUUGUCGACGCCCUACCGCGACUCGACGAGCCUUCCUGCGACAAGAUAGCGUCGCAGCUCCGCGCGUACCUGUCCUCCCUGCGCUCCAUCAGCAGUGCGGGAAGGUGGGGAAUAGUCGGAAGAAACGGCGUCUUUCAUGGCGGGCUCUUCAGAUACCUGCAUCGCCCGCUCACGGAGGAGCAGUGGGAACACGGCAACUCAUGUGUGGCGACUUGCACGAAAGACGUCUUCGAAUACUUCGCGAAGGCGUCCGACGACAGGCAUGGAGUACGAUCGCAGCAAGUCAAGCAGAUGGCCCCUAACAUCGACUACUCGAGGCCCGCGAUGUUCUCCCAUGGCGACCUCGUCCCCGAGAAUAUCAUGGUCGACGAGGCGAGUGGCACGAUCACGUCGAUCAUUGACUGGGAGCGAGCCGGGUGGUACCCGUAUUUCUGGGACGACAGCCUCGCUUCG